UGCCGCGACGCCCACGACGCUCGCCAUAGGCUACGCGGCAUACCGGCGCUCCAUUAGCCAGUUUAUCCCAGCGAUCGUGUCAAAAGCGGCGACGAAAAAUUCAGGUAGAUUAGAAGCGAAACGUAACUAACAAAAAUGGCAGCACAUCCGAAAUUAGUCAACAAACAGUUCAAUUCCCCCAUCGGGUUAUACUCACCGCAGAACAUACAGGAGGUGUUAGAACGGGAGACCCAGAUAUUGGCCAAUGGCGCAGUUGGCAUCAACUUCAACAAUCCCAAUGUGGGUAAACCCGCCAAUCUCAAAAACUCCGCAGUCCUACGGAUGCUGGAGGAAGAAGAGAAUCGACAACGAAAUGGAAUUGGACCAGGUAACUACAACACGGCGAAACCCCUACGAGAAAACAUAACAUGGCCGCCACCGGAGUACGAGCAUAAGAACAGUCUCAGGUCGACUUUUAAAGACGUGGUCGUUCCAGGUGCAAAAAGGGUAGCUUGGCCUCCCCCGAGCGAGUCAGGAUCGGACUCGCCCUACGUCGAACAGAACUCAGUAUCUGCACAGGGUGGACCUCAAAUCUCCUCACAGUCACCCGGCUUUCAGCAGAAUAACUACCAAGCACCCGCUCAACAACGUUCGGUUUCCUCUAACCCACCAACAAACCGCCCAUUGAAGCCCCUUGACGUUUCGACCGGUAGUUCGUCGCCACUGUCUUCCCCUCUCUUGAAUCAGAGUCCACACGGCUUCAGACCCUCCACUCCUGCUAAAGGGUGGGCCCCAGUGCAGUCUCCUGUUGCCACCCCCAGCCCUCCCUCUUGGCAGCAACACCCCCCAGUCCAACAUCAGCAGUCCACCACUUCCACCACGCAACACCCCCCACUCCAACAUCAGCUGUCCACCUCUUCCACCGCCUCCUCUACCACUCGCUACCAGACUGCUCAUCAAUCUGUCUCUCAGCAAACCUUUCUAGGACAGCAGUACCUUCCUUCCUCUGAAGUGCAAUACCAAACCACCCAACAGUACCAGUCCUCUCAACAAUACCAACCUCCCCAACAAAAAUCCCAACAGCAAUAUCAACCUCAGAAACAGUUCCAAUCUCCCCAACAACAAUAUCAACUUCCUCAGCAACAGUAUCAACCUCCCCAACAACAGUACCAACCUCCUCAACAGCAAUAUCAAGUUCCUCCCCAACAACAAUAUCAAGCUCCUUCCCAACAGCAAUAUCAAGCUCCUCCCCAACAGCAAUAUCAAGCUCCUCCCCAACAGCAAUAUCAGGCUCCUUCCCAACAACAGUAUCAAGCUCCUCCUCAACAACAAUAUCAGGCUCCUCCCCAACAGCAAUAUCAAGCUCCUCCCCAACAACAAUAUCAAGCUCCUCCCCAACAGCAAUAUCAAGCCACUUCCCAACACCAAUAUCAAGCCUCUCCUCAACAAUAUCAAGCUUCUACCCAACAACAAUAUCAAGCUUCUACCCAACAAUAUCAAGCCUCUACCCAACAAAACCAGGCUUUCCAACCCUCUCAAUCUGCUCCUAAACCAGCAGCUGCUCCAUCUCAGGUAGCACCAAGAGCAGCCCCAGCUUCAAAACAGGCGCAACCACCACCGCCCACAACCAUCACUCUUCGCCCCAAGGCUCCAGUGAGCCAGGCACCUCCACCACUUGUUACAUCACAACCAGCCACGGCUACCUUAAAGGUUUCGAAAAAAAAUUUACGCGGGGACAUAAAAUGGCCUCCGGAAGACGUAAAGCGAAAGAUUGCCGAGGAGAAUUUAGAUAGUAAUGAUAGUUUCCUUUCUAUUCAAGGUGGGAAGCAUCUCCGAGGAGACCUUAAAUGGCCUCCAGAGUGUGUAAGGCAGCAGUUUGCGGAAGAGGACAGACUGCGCCUGGAACUGGCGCAAGGGCCAGCAUGUAGGCCAUUGAGGCCACACAAGGAUUACUCAGAAUUCUUUAAUCAGCAUGCUCUGAAUUCGACGUAUCCUGGCUACAAAAUUCCUCCAGGAACGCAAUUUUUCAGACCGGUGUAACGCACUUUCCGAUAUCUAGAGUUGUUAAUCUAAGAUUAUUUGGAAAGUCGUUGAAACGCAAGCUUUUGAGUUUAUAAAAUCAAGAAAAACAUGUAUAACAAUUGUAACUAUAUUUUAGGAAAUUUCUUGAUUCUAAAAAGUUAAGAAGUUUGCAAAAUACCGUUCAGAACGGUAAGAUUAGCCUUUAAGAUGCUCGUUUGUGAUAAUACGCUGAACUGAUUUCAAUAGCCCAAACUAACCAAAAAUUUUAGCUAUUUUCUUACACUUUGUAUGUUAAUAUUUUGUUAACCAACGCAGUAUACUUACAUUAAGAAUAUAUGGUUAUGAAAAUAUUAAAAUAGUGAGGAAAUGUAAAUAAAUAGUCUUAUCCCAAGUUAUAUAUGUUAUAAAAUAAAAUAAAAAAAGGGUUUGACUUAAUAGAAACGAUUAGCCGCUUACCGAUUAUUAUUAAUAUAAAUUAAAA
Molecule: messenger RNA, 2482 nt
Organism: Anoplophora glabripennis (Asian longhorned beetle)
Lineage: Eukaryota; Metazoa; Arthropoda; Insecta; Coleoptera; Cerambycidae
Product: transcriptional regulator DEF1
Exons: 8
Coding region: 136-2019 (627 amino acids)
Source: RefSeq, a predicted model, not a curated record